This is a messenger RNA of Filobasidium floriforme, 2215 nucleotides long. Its product is annotated as acyltransferase ChoActase/COT/CPT. The record is from RefSeq and is a predicted model, not a curated record. Bases 128 to 2047 code for a protein of 639 amino acids. NCBI's taxonomy places the organism in Eukaryota, Fungi, Basidiomycota, Tremellomycetes, Filobasidiales, Filobasidiaceae. Gene Ontology annotation, molecular function: carnitine O-acetyltransferase activity. Gene Ontology annotation, cellular component: mitochondrion; peroxisome. The transcript has 6 exons. Gene Ontology annotation, biological process: carnitine metabolic process.
UAUUCACUCGAUUCCGAACCAAACGCAGACCAAAGACGUGUAUAUAACAAGCGAUUCACCUUUACAACAACACUACUCAUCUUCACCACGGCAUCACGACUCUACGUCGAAUCUAGACCUCAACGUCAUGUCAUUUAGAGCUCUUCGUACAAUUCAGAGGCCAACUAACAUCGCACGUACAACCAUCGCCAUGCCACAAUCGCAGCAGCAACGCAACCGGACGAGCUCUGCAACAGAAGCGAAUUCCUCUCCGAAACCGCUCUAUGCAUCUCAGCAUCUCCUGCCCCAUCUCCCCGUCCCAUCCUUAAACUCGACCUUUCACAAGUACCUCGAGACCCUGCAACCGCAUCUAGACUCGGCUUCAUUCGACCGCAACUCUUCCCACAUCAAGAACUUCCUCCAAUCUCCGCUCUCGUCUACCUUGCAAGCUCGUCUCGAAGCUCGAGCCAGCGAGAAGGAAUCCUGGCUCUCGGAAUGGUGGAACGAAGCCGCCUACAUGUCUUACCGAGACUCGAUCGUACCCAACGUCAACUACUUUUACCUCCACCGCAAGGGACUAGGGAAGGGAGCGUCUCAAGCUCGUCGAGCUGCCGAGAUCGUUCGUGCCACCCGAGUGUUCAGGGACCUGGUCACUUCGGAGAAGCUCGAGCCGGAAUCUAUCAAGUCUAAACCGCUGGACGCUUCUGCCUAUCCGGCAUUGUUCAACGCUUCGAGGAUCCCGACCAAGCCUAGCGAUACUUUUGAGAUCUACCCUGCUGCAUCGAACGAACACGUCAUCGUGCUAAGGAAGGACCGCUUGUGGAAGGUCGGGACCAAGGGCUUGGCAGUAGGCGAUCUCGAGGGCGCUUUCCAGCAGGUCAUCAAGGCCGGCGAUCAGAGUGGUGCAAGCGAUGGAGUAGGGAUCGGCACGUUGACUGGGGAAGACCGUGAUGUCUGGACCGAAGCUCGGGAUCACCUCGUCAGCCUCUCCCCCGUCAACGCCGAGAUCUUGAAAUCGAUCCAAUCCUCGAUCGUGGUCAUCAACCUCGACGACACGCUGCCUGCCGAGGGCCGGGACGGGAGGAGCUGGAAUCUGUACACUGGGGAUGGCAAGGCGGGGAGGAACAGGUGGUUCGACAAGCACGAAUUUGUGGUCGACCCGAAUGGAGAGUCGGGAUUCAACGGGGAACACUCGAUGCUCGACGGGACCCCCACCUUGCGAAUGAACGAGUUCGUCCUGGCCGCUCUCGAAUCCGGCAAGAUCCCAUUAGACCUCGUCUCUGGAGAGAAACCCGGCAAGAUCGAGAUCGAGGAACUCGAAUUCGUUGUCGACGACAAGAUCAAGGGGCUCGUCGAAGGGGCCAAGAAGAAUUUCGCGGAUUCGCUGAGCAAGCACGAUCUCAAGGUGGUCCACUUUGAGAAGUAUGGCAAGGACGUCAUCAAGAAGCACAAGGUCUCGCCCGACGCCUGGGUUCAGAUGGUCAAACAGCUAGCCUACGGCAAGAUGACCGGAGGGAAGCCCGCCGUCACGUAUGAGAGCGCGCAGACGAGGAAAUUCAGGUUGGGUCGAACCGAAGUCAUCAGGUCGGCCAGUAAUCAGAGUAAGGCCUUUGUGGAUGCCAUGCUAGAUCCCAACGGUUCGGACGUCGAAAGGGCCAAACUCUUCCGAGCAGCUGCGGCGAGGCAUAUUCAGUAUGCAACCUGGGCUGCCGACGGCCAGGGUGUCGAUCGUCACAUGUUCGGCCUGAAGAAGCUCUUGCGUAAAGGCGAGGAGAUGCCUGAAGUCUUCAAGGAUGAGGCGUUUGCUUACUCGUCGACAUGGACAUUGAGCACAAGCAACUUGACCAGCGAAUACCUCGAUAACUGGGGCUAUGGACAAGUCGUCAGCGAAGGGUUUGGUCUCUCAUACUCGAUCUCGGAUCACUACCUCCGAUGGUCGAUCAUGACCACGACCGGCAAGGCCGACGAAUUCAAGAAGAACCUAAUCUGGGCUGCCGAUGAGCUGAGAAAGACCAUGGACAACGCCGCCAAGAGCGAUCAGGGUGAUGCCUCCAAGGCUAAGCUGUGAAGCGGAUAGCGGAGAAAGGAAGAUAAAGUACGAGAGAACAUGUUGUAUGGUCGAUUAACCGGUUCUACAUUGCAUACAUAUAUUCGUCAUGCGGAAUGAUAUGCAAUCGUGAACAGGAACGGGCGGGCUCAUUUCCGCUGGCAUAGAGAUAUGGUCGAGGCUCUUUGG